Messenger RNA from Habropoda laboriosa, 936 nucleotides. Its product is annotated as E3 ubiquitin-protein ligase MARCH2-like. Gene Ontology annotation, molecular function: zinc ion binding; ubiquitin-protein transferase activity. Gene Ontology annotation, biological process: protein ubiquitination. The coding region runs from base 1 to 936 and encodes 311 amino acids. Lineage: Eukaryota; Metazoa; Arthropoda; Insecta; Hymenoptera; Apidae. The transcript is spliced from 7 exons. The record is from RefSeq and is a predicted model, not a curated record.
AUGUCAAACGAUCAGCCCGAUGACGAUCUCGCGAACGAUACAGAUCCGCCCGCGGAUAAGCACAGCCCGCUGGAAAAUCUUACCGAUAAACGACCGUGCGUCCACGCUGUGACGUCCGAACAGAAAGCUGCGGCGAUCGGGAGGAGCACGAGGGACGAGGGGGGCAGAAGGAGGAGCUUGGUCGAUUCGAAGGGCAACGAUGACGAGUCUCGUUUGUCAGGGGACAUCUGUCGAAUAUGUCACAUGGGCAGUUUUUCAACGAUUGACGAGAAUCGAGUCAGUUGUGGACGGCAGCAGCAGUCCAUUCGAGGAGUCGACAGUCGGACGUCGACUAUAUCGUCGUCCUACGCAUAUCUCGGCCCUUUGAUCUCGGCUUGCAAGUGUCGCGGGACAGUAGCGCUAGUGCACGCUGAGUGUCUCGAAAGAUGGCUGACAGAAUCGGGUCACUCGAGGUGCGAGCUUUGCGGCUACAAAUACGCCACUAAAAGAGUACCGCGUCACAGCAUCUUGCGUAGCAUCGCAAUAUGGUUCAAUACCGUGAUAGUGACCCGUCAAAUGCUUCUAGACAUACUGUAUCUGGUAGUAACCACACCUUUAGCGUUAUUCUCCUGCUACAUUUGCAUUUUGGCGCUGAGAAUGUUACUGAAAAACGGUCUGCAAGAGAUGCCCUGGAUGAUCGUCGCGAUGCUACCCACCUGUUCCCUAACUCUGGUAGCCUAUUGGGGCUGGAUGAUAACUUUAGUCAGACUCCACGGACGUAGAUGGCGCCGCUACUGGCGGAGCAAUUUCGUCAUACGCCUGAUCCCGGAUCGUUCGAUCGUUGCUGAAACAAAUUUCAGACAAGAGGAUACACGCGAUUCACAAUUUCAUGCUCCACUUGCACUUAACGUUUACACAAAUAUACACAUGCAAACCAAGUUCGCGAAACAUUCGUAA